Myripristis murdjan (pinecone soldierfish) is the source of this 3118-nucleotide messenger RNA. RefSeq lists its product as uncharacterized. The transcript has 16 exons. The record is from RefSeq and is a predicted model, not a curated record. NCBI's taxonomy places the organism in Eukaryota, Metazoa, Chordata, Actinopteri, Holocentriformes, Holocentridae. Gene Ontology annotation, molecular function: interleukin-17 receptor activity. The coding region runs from base 6 to 2273 and encodes 755 amino acids.
UUCCCAUGGGAUCCGCGCGCAGGAGAGCGGCUUCCUGUGUCAGGCGCAAAGGUCCUCUCCUGGGACCGGCCCUCACGGUCCCUCGGGCGCCACGGGUCCCUUGCUUCUUGCUGUCACUGCUGCACCUGUGGCUGUUCUCGUCGGCAAGGACACUUGAGAUGAUCGAGCAACCACCUCAACUCACCUGCAGCGAGGGUUUGACUGACUGCCAUGUGAGCUCAGCCUAUUUGGAUGAUGCUGUGCCGCUGGAUCCGGAGGAUACGGUGGAUGUUGGACGUGUGGAGCUGAAAGUGUAUCUGUGCUGCUCAGACAGACAAGAUUGUGAACUAUGCCUACAAAUAAACAUCACAGUGCGAGAAGUUGAUAAUGAGCCAGAAAUGUCUGAGGAGUCUGGUAAUCAUGGCGAUGAGGAUGACCUCUCCAAUAAGAAACAACUGGUAGACGGCAGCGGUCUGAAUGUGCUACCCGAAUCAGGUAUAAUCAGAGCCGUGGUCAAAGUGUGUCACAGCUCCCCAGGUGCCGUUGAAUAUUGCAGAACUCUGUGGUUUAGACCGAGAUACUCUGUGCAGGAGCAACAUCCCAUUCCUGAGAUGAGGCUGGUGUUGACAGAGAAAGCGCAUUUCGGCAGUCCUGUUAAAGUCCACGUCUACGCACAUACCCAGACAACCCAUGACAUUACAAUCCCAUCUUUACAAGAAGUUUGCUCCCUAAACCUAGACGAUAGCAUAAAGGAGUGUGAUGCUCCCAGACUUCGAGCUGUGACUGAUCAUGAGAAAGGCAUAGUCCAUGUUCAGCUGGACAGCACUAAAACCAGCCAAGAGGUGCUCAUGUGCCAGCUGGUUUGGAAUGAGAUGCCUGGAAAAGUUCUCCAAUGGCGAAGGGGUCAGAGAGAGAUGAUAUUUUCAUUAAAUUCUGUUGCACCAUGCAUGUGCUUCCAGGUAUGGUGGGCAGGAAAGGCGCUUCGCAGAGAAUCCUGUCCCUUUAAAAACCAACAAGAAAUUCUUGAAAGAAUGCAGCACAAUGUGUCUGUGUCUAUGGAGGAGGUUCAGAUGAGGGAGGGCGACAUGGCGCUCAGCUGGACUGUGAAUGCCCCCUGCAGGCUGGAGGCAGAAGUGUGGCUGUGCAAGAAAGACUCUGCAAGAGGCCACUGUGAGGAGGUGACGGGCUCCAGACAGAGGAUGCACAACUAUGCACAUGCUGGCUGGAGAACCACAGGCAAUGGCCACUGGAAAAAGGGAGAGUUUGUCAAUGUGUCAUCACACCCUUCAAUUUGUGUUCAGAUAAAGGUUCAUGGAACAACUUCAUACCUGGAGCCCCAUUGUCCAUUUGCAACACCUCGAUGGAGAUGGAGCCUGCCACUCCUUAUCGGCUUACUAUUAUUCUGUCUGGCCAUUCUAGCUGCCUAUUUUGUACAGGGGGUCAUGAAAGGCUACAUGUGGAGAUGGCUGAAGGAAGAUGAUAUAAAAGGAGCCGUGGGCGGUGGACACGUGGUGUUGCUGUGCCCACCAGAUGGAGACGAGGCUCUGCCCGGACUGCUGUGUCGCCUUGGCUCGUCCCUCCAGGCUCUGGGUUUCAGCGUGUCACUGGACCUGUGGAGCAAGGCUGAGCUCAGCAUGCUGGGCCCCGUGCCCUGGCUCCACUCACGGCUGGACCGGCUGCAAAGGCACGGGGGCAAAGUGGUCUUAGUCCUAACCCAAGCCGCCUGGGCAAAGGCUGAGGAGUGGGGCACAAAAAGAGACAUGUCCAGGGAGAGGAGCAGGAACGUGGAGGGGAAAGAGGAGCCGGAUAAAAACCUCAGUGCCUCUGCUACCUCUGUAGAUGUUUUUAGCGCUUCACUGAGCUGCAUCCUGGCAGACUACUUACAGGGCCGUGCUGGGGAACGUUUUGUCUUGGUGCAAUUUGAAUCUCUGCCACCUGAGCCUCCAGGCUGCUGCCGCCCAAUGCCAGAGCUUUUCCGCGGCCUUCAUCUAUUCAGUCUGCCUUCACAGAGUCUGGGUUUUCUGACUGAACUGGCUGCAAGACGGCAGACCACCACUGCUUCAGCGAGACGAAAGAGGGCAGGGGGGCUCAGGGUGGCGUCCCGAGCACUAGCACGAGGUCUGUCAGGAUUUACAACAGGAUCUACUGUGUUACACCUUGCAGGGAUAUCCCAGGACUGUGUUGGGGCAGGAGAAGAGGACUCAUGGGAAACGGUGCCCUUGCAGCCAUGUCUUACCACGCCACCCUCCAGCCCUGAUGCCUGCCCCAAAGUCAGUGGAGUGGAGUGGGUCUAAGCAAGAGAGCAUGAAAGGAUGACCAAGUUGCACCUUUGGCAUUCUGAGAUGGGCAGCUAAUACCUAAUGACUUGAAAGAAAUGAACACUCUCUUACAGUUUCACAGGUUUUACUACUGUCUAUUAUUCAUUGAUAUACACAAAAGCGAUUCACUCUGAAUCCAGUUCGUGCAGGCUUUUACAUUGUUUACAUUGUUUUACACUGUUCUAGCACACAGUGUCAGGAAGGUCUUUACUGUGAUAUGAAGCAGAAGCACAUGCACCUCGGUGAAAAACUCUAUUCAGGCACAUUGGAGAAAUAUUGACAUACAUUCUAUGUUACAUUUUUGUUAUUUUGUGUCAUAGAAUAAGAAAAAUAAUCCCACACGCUGAAUCUUGCAGGACAUGCACUUUAAAAAAAAUCCAUGACACUUUGGCACAAACAACCUUCAUCAGAGGUUGUUCAAAUUCCAUUGUGACACCCCAAAGUUACCGAAAAUGCCCCUCCCUGAUAAACCCCAUUAAUUGGUAAAGGGAGGGAGAGUCUCACAAAGGCAUUGUCAAACAUUAUCUGUACAAACAAUAAAUAGAAAAACACUAUUAUUUGCACAAAACACGUGUAGGAAUGCACAUAUGUUUUGUGCUGUUUACAUCAUAUCUACAAUAUUGUGUUGGGAGACUAACUCUUUUUCUCAGCUUUUCCAUAAACCUUUGUGUGUAUGGUUGACAUAUUUGCUUUGGUGUUGACAUUUUGCAGAUAUACAUAUGUUACUAAUGGAAGCACUUAGAAGCAACAGAAAAAAUCCUUUUUCUGCAGAUGAUUAUAUUAAAUAAGUGUUGGGACAUGGUGCUUCCUUUUAUACAGUG